Molecule: messenger RNA, 2335 nt
Organism: Mesitornis unicolor (brown roatelo)
Lineage: Eukaryota; Metazoa; Chordata; Aves; Mesitornithiformes; Mesitornithidae
Gene: SKIL
Product: SKI-like proto-oncogene
Exons: 6
Coding region: 1-2073 (690 amino acids)
Biological process (GO): negative regulation of BMP signaling pathway
Cellular component (GO): nucleus
Molecular function (GO): DNA-binding transcription factor activity, RNA polymerase II-specific; SMAD binding; RNA polymerase II cis-regulatory region sequence-specific DNA binding
Source: RefSeq, a predicted model, not a curated record
AUGGAAAGCCCACAGAUAAACUUCCCUCUAGGUCUAGUUUCAGACCAAAAAAGGAGUGGGAUCCAAGAGGAUGGGAGUCCUCCGUUAAAAAAAGCAAUGACGGAAAUGCAUGUAAAUAGCAAAGUACGAGUUGUAAUAAAUAAAUUGCCAACAAUAAAGAAGGAAAACUUGGACGAAUAUGAUGAAACUCCUGUGGAGGCUGAUGGAGAAACAGCCAAGCCAAACAAUACUUCCCUAUCAGAGCCUUUGAAUUUAAAUCCAGGUUUGAAACACACGUUGGCACAGUUCCACUUGAGCAGCCAGAGUUCACUGGGUGGACCGGCAGCUUUUUCGGCUCGCUAUUCCCAGGAAAGUAUGUCACCCACUGUCUUCUUGCCUCUCCCAUCGCCGCAAAUACUUUCUGGUCCGCUGCUCAUUCCUCCAGACAGCUCCACGGAGCUCACCCAGACUUUGCUGGAGGGGGAAUCUAUCUCUUGUUUUAAAGUCGGAGGCGAGAAAAGACUUUGCCUGCCUCAGGUGUUGAAUUCAGUUCUCCGAGACUUCUCACUGCAACAGAUCAAUACAGUGUGCGAUGAAUUGUAUAUAUAUUGCUCAAGGUGCACUUCCGACCAGCUUCAUAUUCUGAAAGUUUUGGGAAUUCUUCCAUUUAAUGCUCCGUCCUGUGGGCUAAUUACGCUGACUGAUGCUCAGAGACUAUGCAACGCUUUACUACGUCCUCGCACUUUUCCACAAAGUGGCAGUUUUCUCCCUGGUAAGAACACCUUGGCCCAACUGAAAGAGACUGGCAGUGCCUUUGAAGUAGAGCACGAAUGCCUGGGCAAGUGCCAGGGGUUGUUUGCACCUCAGUUCUACCUUGCCCCGGAUGACCCCUGUAUCCAGUGUUUGGAGUGCUACGGGAUGUUCUCACCCCAGACAUUUGUGAUGCAUUCACACAGAUCCCCAGACAAGAGGACCUGCCACUGGGGGUUUGAAUCGGCCAAGUGGCACUGCUACCUGCAUAUUAACCAAAAAUACUUAGGAACAUCGGAGGAGCGGGAACUGAAGCAUCUUUUGGAGGAAAUGAAGGAGAAAUUCAGUGAGAAAAAUCAGAAAAGAACUCGGUCCAAAGCAGAUUCACAGCAGAGCCUGGAAUUAUCACAGUGGUAUCCAGUUAUCAAGCAAGAAGCAGAAACUGAUCCUCAGCCACCUUCCUUUUUCCAUCCCAGUUACUACCUUUAUAUGUGCGAUAAAGUGGUUGCCCCAAAUGUCUCUCUUGCAUCACAAUAUAAGGAUGUUGCAAAAACAACAGUCAGAGCUUCAGAAAUAAUUAAAUCCUCACCUGGACAGUCAGAGAAAAAGCUCAGUAGUGGAAAGCACAGAAAAGCUGCCUCCUAUCCCGAGCUUUCCCUUGAAGAACAGGAAAAAAUUGACUUGAAUACUGGUGUGGAGCAGCAUAAACAUUUAGACCCACCUGUGUCAACUCGUUCUGCAAGAGGUGGAAAAUCUGAGGGUGUUUCUUCCAGAAUCACCAGGGACUCUAGCCGUGCUGAAGCAGGUAACGAUGUGCGAACCUUGUCCCCCACCCUUAUGAAAGACAUCAGCUGUGAAGAUGACAAGGGAAAGAUCAUGGAAGAAGUAAUGAAAACCUACAUCAAACAGCAAGAAAAACUGAAUACCAUUUUGCGGAGGAAACAGCAGCUUCAAAUGGAAGUGGAAAUGUUAAGCAACUCCAAAGCUAUGAAAGAAUUAACUGAAGAGCAGCAGAAUUUACAAAAAGAACUUGAGUGUUUGCAAGCAGAACAUGCUCAAAGAAUGGAAGAAUUUUAUUUUGAGCAGAGAGACUUGGAGAAGAAACUGGACCAAGUGAUGAAGCAAAAAUGUAGCUGUGACUCCAAUUUAGAAAAAGAUAAAGAAGCUGAAUAUGCAGCACAGCUAGCAGAAUUGAGACAGAGAUUGGAUCAUGCAGAGGCAGAUAGACAAGAGCUUCAAGAUGAACUGAGACAAGAACGAGAAGCAAGAGAAAAAUUAGAGAUGAUGAUAAAGGAAUUGAAGCUACAGAUCUUGAAAUCUUCAAAAAACGGAAAAGGAAAAUAGAAAUUGGAAGAAGGAGUAAGACUGCGUCCUUCAAACAGGGUGUUUUGGUUUUUAAUGAAUUGUGAGCAGUUUCUGUGUGAUAAGAAAAAGUAUUCUCUACAGAUUUCUAUUUCUCAGACAAGUCCAGAAGAAGAUAUACAUAUAUAUAUAUAAAUAAAUAGGUACACAUUUUUAGAUUUUCCUAACCAAUGAAAAUCUGCAUUUAUUUCUACUGGUGUUUUUCUCAAGCAAUGAAAAAUACGAAACUCUUCAUUUAGAGUGA